UAAAUAUCAGGUCAGAGAAAACCCUAAUCCACAAGAAGACCUUCAAGCGUCGUAGCCGGAGAGAGCCGCCAAUUCCGUCGUAAGAAGAAUCCUCGUAAUCAAUCAUGGGUAAGGUACACGGUUCAUUGGCUCGUGCCGGUAAGGUGAGAGGUCAGACACCGAAAGUGGCAAAGCAGGAUAAGAAGAAGAAGCCACGUGGUCGUGCCCACAAAAGGUUGCAACACAAUCGCCGUUUCGUCACCGCCGUUGUUGGAUUUGGCAAGAAGAGAGGACCCAACUCGUCUGAGAAGUAGAUGAUCACACUCCUGAAGCUUGAAGUUUUGCCCUGCUGAUGGGUCAUUAGUUUGUACCAGUUCUUCAAUAUCUGCUUUGUUAUCGAUAUUUACCGAUUUGGUUUAUCUAUAGACUAUGUAAUUUUCUCAUUCAUUUCUCAAUCCUAUCGACUUUUGACUAUAUAUAUAUAUAUUUUCGACUUGCAA
This is a messenger RNA of Arabidopsis lyrata subsp. lyrata, 479 nucleotides long. RefSeq names its product 40S ribosomal protein S30. Bases 105 to 293 code for a protein of 62 amino acids. Lineage: Eukaryota; Viridiplantae; Streptophyta; Magnoliopsida; Brassicales; Brassicaceae. Gene Ontology annotation, cellular component: ribosome; cytosolic small ribosomal subunit. The record is from RefSeq and is a predicted model, not a curated record. Gene Ontology annotation, biological process: translation. The transcript is spliced from 3 exons. Gene Ontology annotation, molecular function: structural constituent of ribosome.